GGAAGGUGAGGCUAUGUGCACAAACUCUGCAUGUGCUUUUCUCUAUAGUGACGUGACUAGUGUUUAUAUUUCUAUUGUCAUCUGUCUGACAGGAAAACAACGAGUUUGCGUUGACAUAUAACAGCAGCUAAAAGAGGUGUUCAGUAAGACAUGGAUCUGAGCAUGACGUCAUACAGUGACCCGGAGGAUGGGGGUGUUUUUCCAUCGGAUGGGCGUAACACUGGAGAACAUGAGUCUGAUAUAGGGGAAAUGGAGGGAGGGUUUCAUCUACACCCAUCAGAUCCUUCAUUUGAACUGGAGGACCAUACAAGCAAACAGUGUUCUGCCAAAGCGAGGCCCUAUCAGUGCUCUCAAUGUGGGAAGACUUUCUCUCGCAUUCAACAUCUAUCCGAACACGUGCGGAUUCACACAGGCGAGAGACCUUUCGAAUGCUUGAUUUGUGGGAAGUCUUUCACCCGGGAGAGAGACCUCAAGACUCAUCAGAUCGUCCAUGCGGAUGCCAAGGCCUUUCACUGCACCAUCUGUGUUAAAAACUUCGCCCUAUUAUCUUCUUUGAGAAGACAUGUGCGUGCUUUUCAUCAAGGUCAAGACCUCACUACAGAUGGAAAAUGUUUAAUCUGCGUCGAAUGCGGUAAAAAUUUUGCGUGCCAAUUGGAGGAACAUGAGUUGACUCACACAGGAGAGAUUUCUCAUCGCUGCCCGGACUGUGUCAACAGUUAUUCUCAUCUGUCAACGCUUGAAUCUCCUGAGCGGACAUUUGCUAAAUCGGACGACUUGAACCAUUCGGAUGCUCUUAACAUUGAGAGGCCUUGCAGUUCUGCGGCCAUAGAAGAUCUACAACACAAACAAGAGCAAACUGAGACGACUGGGGAUGAUAGCGAAUCACCUUCUCCAGAACCUGUAGACAAUAUUACCAGCGAUGAUGUGAGUUUUGAAAACAAAGCCCAGAGUCAAGAAGCGAUGGUCGAGGGAUCACCAUCUCCAUGUGCGGUGACUGAGGAUAUUCCUAUCUCUGUUGAUAAAGGUAUUGAAGCAACACACCCUGUUCAAGAGGAAGAUCUUUUAGCUCAGCAGCAGGUCCACGAUGAAGAUAAACCACACCAGUGCAUUCAGUGUGGAAAGAGAUUUCUCAAACAAGCGAAGCUUCGUAUCCAUUUGCGCGUUCACACGGGAGAGAAGCCCUACCAUUGCUCCCAGUGUGGAAAACAUUUCAGUCAAGCAGUAAACCUUAAGAAACAUCACGUUACACAUCAUACGGAGGAGAAACCGUACCGCUGCGCGCUCUGUGACAGGACGUUUUCUCUCUCGUUCUCUCUGAUAAAGCAUCAACGUGUCGCUCAUCCAGAGCAUUUGAGCGUUGCAGAACGCAACCGCUUUACCUGUCCAUACUGUGGAAAAAUAUUUGGACGGCAUCAAGACAUGGAGCAACACAAGCGGAUUCACACAGGAGAGAGACCGUUCCGCUGCACCGUGUGCAAUAAAAGCUUCAGACAACGUUCAGUUUUAAUCGUGCAUAGGAAGAUUCACACCGGAGAGAAGCCUUUCGAAUGCUUCGUGUGCUUCAGACGGUUUUACGGUUCGGGUGAUCUGAAGACGCACAUGGGAACUCAUACAGGCGUGAGACCACACAGUUGUCCCUUGUGCUCCAAAAGUUUCCCUCGUCCGAGUAGCUUGCAGGCGCACAUGCAAUCUCACCUGAACAAGCUUCGGGAAAAUGAUGGGUUUCACCGUGAGGAUGAGGAGGAUCGGGGUGAACUGGAUGAUGGACGACCUGCUUCAUCAGCGAUGCUUUCUGAAAGCCCUGGAGCUCCUGAAGACAGAGAGGCGUCCAGAGAUCAAUCACACCCUUCAGAGAACGAAAGCAAAUACACACAGUCGUUGAAUCUCAAUGAUGGAGACCACAACGCUGAUCAGAGUUCUAGUUCAGAAACGGCAGGUCGUCAGAAGCCAUAUUACUGUUCCAUAUGCAACAAAACCUUCUCUCUGUUAAUAUCCCUGAAAAAACAUCAACUCAUAUUUCAUCCAGAUCAGCACGCUGACACAGAAGGCAAGUGUUUUUCCUGCUCUUACUGCGGGAGGAGGUUUGGUCGUCGUCAGGGUUUGUUACAACAUGAGAGAAUUCACACAGGUGAAAGGCCUUACAACUGCCCCACCUGUAACAAAACCUUCCGUCAGCGAUCGGCUCUGGUUGUACAUAUUAAGACGCACACAGGAGAGAGGUCUUUCCUUUGCUUCGUGUGCAGUAAAAGCUUUUAUACUCCUGGAGACCUGAAGAAACAUCUGGAAAUUCACACUGGAGUGAGGCCGCACAACUGCCCUGUGUGCUCUAAGGGCUUCGGCCGUCCCAGUUUCCUCCGAGCUCACAUGCGAACACAUGAAAGCUCCACAAAGAAACCGAGUAAAAAGGUGGAAUCAACAGACAGUCAGAGAGCUGACUUUCAAGAGAAGCCGUUUGAAUGCUCUCAUUGUGGGAAGAGAUUCAGUCAGCAUUGUAUGUUUAAAAUUCACCAGCGAAUACACACAGAAGAGAGACCUUACAAGUGCUCUCAGUGUGGUCUGAGUUUUCGCUGGAGGAGAAACCUGAUAGCCCACCAAAGUGGACAUCCAGGUGACAACCCCGUCCAGUGUUCAAUGUGUGAUGAAACAUUCAUCUCUGAAGCGAGUCUGAAGAAGCAUCAAGAUGCUUUUCAUUCAGGGGUCUCUCACACCUGCAGUCAGUGUUUGAAGACAUUUACUCAAGCAGCAGGCCUACGGAAACACAUACGCUACGUUCAUGAGGGAGAGAGACCUCACAAAUGCUCUGAGUGCGACCGAGGAUUCGUCAAACUGUCGGAUCUCACACGUCAUCAGCGCCGCCAUCAUUACGACCGGGGCGACGAACUCUUUCAAUGCUCACAAUGUGAGCGAAGCUUCAGUCAUCCCAGCAGUCUGGUUCUCCAUCGCAGGACUCACACGGAGGAAAAGCACGAGUGCCCCGUUUGUAACAAGAUCUUCAGUCAGGGGGGUCAUCUCAAGGUCCACCUGCGUACUCACACCAAAGAGAACAAACCCAGGUUCGAGUGCCCCGAAUGCGGGAAGAGCUUCGGCCAAGCUAAAGAUCUGGCAGUUCAUCAGAGGGUUCACACUGGAGAGAAACCCUACCAGUGCCCACAGUGCAAGAAGAGUUACAGACAGUUUGCACAUCUGUCUGUGCAUUUGAGAAGCCACACGGGAGAGAAGCCUUACCAGUGCCCCAUAUGUAUGAAGUUCUUCGCACAUUCGUCAUCGAUGAAAAAACACCUGCGUGUGAUGCAUGCAGAGGGGAAAGAUUUAUCCAUAUCAAAAGGAGUCGUGAAGGUUACUGUUGGUGUCGAUAGCUCAUCCAGCACGACCGUUGAAGUUAAACAGGAACCGGACUCUGGUGAGGAAUAUGGUGAAGGACAUUAGCCAGCAGCUUCUCCUUCAAAACCGAUGACGGGUUCAGCUUGAAAUGUUUCAUCAUUGAGAUCACGCACAAACUUCAAUUUAUGCCAAGAAAUGUGUUUUUAAUCCAAUAAAUGCUAUUGAAAUUCUA
Messenger RNA from Triplophysa dalaica, 3553 nucleotides. It is a transcript of the gene znf271, whose product is annotated as zinc finger protein 271. Bases 151 to 3426 code for a protein of 1091 amino acids. The transcript has 12 exons. The record is from RefSeq and is a predicted model, not a curated record. Lineage: Eukaryota; Metazoa; Chordata; Actinopteri; Cypriniformes; Nemacheilidae.